This is a messenger RNA of Pristis pectinata (smalltooth sawfish), 1474 nucleotides long. It is a transcript of the gene med8, whose product is annotated as mediator complex subunit 8. NCBI's taxonomy places the organism in Eukaryota, Metazoa, Chordata, Chondrichthyes, Rhinopristiformes, Pristidae. The record is from RefSeq and is a predicted model, not a curated record. The transcript has 7 exons. Gene Ontology annotation, biological process: regulation of transcription by RNA polymerase II. Gene Ontology annotation, cellular component: core mediator complex; mediator complex. The coding region runs from base 51 to 863 and encodes 270 amino acids. Gene Ontology annotation, molecular function: RNA polymerase II cis-regulatory region sequence-specific DNA binding; transcription coregulator activity.
GGGGCGGGGCGGAGCGGGCGCCCGUUUCCGUGCGGAGGGAGGCGACGGUGAUGCAGCCACAAGAAGAAAAGCAGUUGGAGGCAUCGGUGGAUGCAAUUAUCAGUCGCGUGGCCGAUCUAAAGAACUCGUUGGCAGCUUUCAUCCUGAAAUUAGAAAAUGAAUUUGAUCGAAUGAACUGGCCCUCAGUCUUGGAUAACUUUGCCCUGGUAUCUGGGCAGCUGAACACCUUGAACAAGCUCCUAAAGAAUGAUAAAACACCGCUUCUAAGAAAUCAGGUCAUCAUCCCAUUGCUGCUUUCUCCUGAUCGUGAUGAUGAAUUGAUGAAACUAACGGAGGGUCGAGUUCCAGUUUUCAGUCAUGAGGUGGUUCCAGAUCAUCUCCGGACUAAACCGGAUCCAGAAGUCGAAGAACAGGAAAAGCAAUUGAGUGCAGAGGCAGCACGUCUGGCACCUGAUGUAGCUCAGAAAUACGUCCAGUCUAUGAACAAAAUGUGCAGCAACCUACUUGACAAACUCAACAACACCCGGGAUGAGCGUGAGACGGAGAGUGGAGCUUUGCGACAGAACAAGCAGACCUUUAAUCCAGCCGAUACAAAUGCUCUAGUGGCAGCAAUUGGAUUUGGAAAAGGAUUAUCCAAACCAAUCAGACCACAGCCCCAAGGUGGACCAGUCUCCUCAGGUCAGUCUGUACCAGGUAGUGGCCUUCAAGGAGGUCCAAGCCUGGCACAGGUAUCAAUUCAAGGUGGGCCAAGCCAACAGGGAAUGCCUGGACAAGUUCCAUCACAGCAAGGUCAGCCAGGUAAGAUGCCAAGUACUAUAAAAACAAACAUCAAGUCUGCGUCAAUGCAUCCGUAUCAGCGAUGAGCCCUGAGGCAGAGACAUUGCCAUAAAUUGACAUAUUUAGUGCAAGCAACAACCCAAGAUGAAAGUUAACUUGGUUGAUAGUUUGAAGGUUCUUUAGAAUUUAAGCAUUUGUAUAUUUGUAAAAUUUGAUUCAUUAAUCAUAAUACAUGCCACUUGAGGUGGCACAUUGAUAUUAAAUACAAUGCAUAUGUAAGGCACUGCUAAACCUUGGAAAAGAUUUUUUACAAGAAAUCUUCAGUGUAUAGCUUUCCUUCUCCGCCAAACGUGUGGGUUCCAAAUGAUGUCCUGCAGGUAGAUUUACUGUAAUUAAAGAAUGAUUUUUACCUUAGAGUGGUUAGCUUUUACAUGUUUUUGACCAGGUUUACUUAACUAUGUCUUAUGCAUAAAUAAGUUUUACGUCAUGUGAAACAUUUUUUUGCAUUUUAAAGCUGUCUUAAAAGGUAUACCCAAUAACUACUAGUUAAUACCCAUUAAGUUGUUGUUUCCCUCUCCCUCUUAAAAACCUUUAUUUAUAUGUGUCUUUUUUUAAAAAACUAUAUGCAUCCAACAUCACUGGAUGGUUUGUAUAAAGUAUGUAACCAUUGGUUUAAUAAAGAAUUUUUUACACUUUC